CAUUCCCUUGGUUAAUCUAGGGGUAUUCAAGGUUUUGACAUAGCGUGGGUCUCAUCUUGCUUGGUGAAGCCACAAUACAACUAGGCUGUUUUAUUGUAUUUUCCCAGCCCUCCCUUCCUCAAUUUGUUUCUUUAUGCUAAAUGCCUUUUCAGUAUAACUUUGCGUGUUGAGUUUCUUUAUGGCAUCGUUGAAACCUCUCAUACCUUUAGGCAUCUUUUAUGCUUCUUAGAGUUUUCUGAUGCUGUUAGGUAGGACUGGUGCAUCGGCUAUUAGUGGGGAAAAGAGACUUUUCCUGUCCAUUCCCUCCCAAUUAUCAAUCAUGUUUGGGGGUUAUUGUGUAACUUCCCUUAGUAACCCCUAUAUGGUAGGUUGAGCGAUUGGCGCCGAUGCACCAACGGCCCAACUCGCUCUCUAUGAUGUGGGAACGUAGCCUCAUGACUGACCUUUCUGAUGUCUAUGGCAGUUUUUCUGAGGGAGCUUUAGGCCUUUUAUGUUGCAUUGGUAUUUCAUUCCCGAUUGCAGGAUUUUCUACUCAUUAAUAGUAUGACACCUGCUAUAUCUGAGCCAAUCCAAAUAUGGCUAUGGAAAGAUUGCCAAUCAUUAAAGACACCCACUCGAAAAACAUAACAGCACUGGGCUACAAUCCUGCAAAGCAUGAAUUGCUUGUUGGCUGUGAGGAUGGUGUCAUCAAGGCUUGGGAUUACUCCACUGGAGAGCCAGGGAAACUUGUCAGAACCUCACAUGAACAUGUUGGAUGGAUAACAUCUUUCUUAUUCUGGAGUGAUGCAAAACUCAUGCUAUCAGCCUCUAACGAUGGAUACAUUUUGGCUUGGGGAUCUGGGGUCCAGCCACAUGACAGAGUCAAGAUUGGAUCUCCCAUUUAUUCAAUGGCAUGGAAUGUGAGAAGAGAACAGCUGAUUCUGGGGUUAAAUUCUGCUGUUAAAGUCUAUAGAUUCAAAGAUUUAUCUAAGGACCAAGGGAGUUUCAUUAAUGACAAAGGGUUUACGUCAAGAGAGCACACAGAUAUAGUGAGAAAUGUUACUUGUCAUGAAACAAGAGUCUACUCUGCCGGGUUUGACAAGAGAAUUGUGAUUUAUGACUCAUACUCUUACCCUGAUAAAAAAGGUCUCAAGCCUGUCACAAUACUGUUUCCUGCUCAUGAUGCUGGCAUAAACUGUCUUUCUCUGGCUAGGGACAACGAAAACAAUACUUGGCUCCUUUCUGGUGGAUUUGAUAAGACUGUCAAGGUCUGGUCACAGGAUGGGCAGAUAAUGCACAAGUUUGAUUCAUUCAGUGCAACAAUCACUGGGCUUUGUUACGUGAGGCAGACAAAGACAAUAUGGGUCUCUGCAGGUACCGAGGAAUCUCCAAUGUACGACCCAAAAUCCGGAGACAAUGUUUCUGAAUUCAUUGGAACUUUCCAAAAUUUGGAUGACGACCCUGAGAGGCAUGAGUUAUGUUUGCUUCAAUAUAUACCAGACCUCGGCCAGGUUUUUGGUACAAACUCAAGACGACAUAUCAUGUGCUGGAAAUACAAUGCCAGUGGUUGUAUCACAGCUUUAAGAAACAGAAAUGCUGCCGAAUGCUUGACAUACACUAAAAAGGUUCCAAUUUUGGUUUUCAAUGGUGAUGCUGAGGGGCAGAUUAUCAAGUGGGAACGGCUUCAGUCAAACACAUUUAUGUAUAGCAAAGAAAUCUUGUUGCGGUCAGAAGCCAUCGGAAGACUUGCAAGUCAAAUCUCUGACAGAUAUGAUUGGGCAGCAAUGGACAAAGGACAGAUAAGGGAUCAGCUGCUGCAUAAACAGCCACCAUCCUUUGCUGGGAGACACGGGAAGAUGAAGACGCCGCCAACCCCUGCAAAUAUCGCUCUUCUCAAAGCCAUAUUUGUUGAGGAUCUGGAUCUGCUCGUAGUGUCCUCUGAAGAUGGCAACAUUUACGUAUGGGGCUUUGACGAGAAGGCAGUUGAGGUUUUGGAGAAAAUGAAGCCUGCUGAUGAUCGUUUUAGCAGAAUGUUUGAAAUCUUGCUGAAAGAAAAGGCAGAAUUGGAGGACAACAACGAGGAAAUAGAAAUGACUAAUCAACACGACUCUGUUACGAAUCGAGUGGCUGGUUUCAUAUGUAAGCACGUUUUCACCGAGCACAAACAGGUUGUGAGUGCGAUGGCGGUAAUCGGAAGAGAGGCUGGUUUUGGUGGAACGUUCUUGUUAAGCACUGGAUGGGAUCGAAGAAUCUUGCUUUGGAAUUUAGAAACACUGAGCCUACAAGAUGUCUUUCGCAACCGCGCUAAAGGCGCUUUUGAAAGCGAAGAGCUGGCUGCUGAUGGUAUCAUUCUUGACUUGGCCUACAGUGAUAGCAGAAAAGAGUUUGCUUAUGCAGCUUCAGAUAAACUGGUUUACAUUAGAAAAUUUGCAACAUCAGGAUUAGAUAUGACGUUAAGUGCGGUAUUACAAGGUCACGAGGCUGAAGUUACCCAGGUUUUAUGGAAUCAAUUUCACGAAAAAUGGGUUACAGGCUCUGAAGACGGAACGAUCAGAAUUUGGAGCGCAAAUGGUAUGAAUUGUGACUUAGUCCUUAGUGCCCAUGGCAACGUAUCAGCAUUAUGUGUCGAUCAUUCUAACGGAUGCGUUGUUGCUGGUGUGCAAGACACAAUCAGGGUUUAUGACAUAGAGUACCGCAAAAUCGUUCAGACAAACUUAGGCCAUACAGAUUCAGUAAGAAGCAUUAUACAUAUCCCUGAAAGGCAGCAGUAUGUUUCGGCUUCUUGGGACAAGACUGUUCGUAUAUGGAACGCGUACAAUAAAAGUUUUUAUUUGUCCGUAGCAGCCAGAAGGAAGCAUAGAAAUGUCACAGAUUCCAAUGCAUAAAAGAGAAAGCUCAAGGUUUACCAGCUCUCAGUUUGAAGGUGUAUUGGAUAUUUUGGUUUUUAUUAAAAAGCGAUGGAUUCUCGGUUAUUUAUUUAAGAACAUCAGGACUAGGGAAGGUAUUUGAAUAGGUUCUAUAGUCCGUUCGAAAGUAAAACACGGACCUUAUUUUCAUAUAGGCCUACUUCUUCCACCUCCAGCUUCUCGAAUAUCUCUUGUUAAAAGGAUAACUUCCCCUGGCUUCUCUGCACCCCUACUAGCGAGUAAGAUCUAGUUAUGCUGUUAAUCGAGUUGAUUGGCUCUAUCUUUUGAUGGUUUCAGUAGAUUCCAUAUAUUUUCCUGAUAUUGUUAUAAACUCGGACAGAAUACACAUAUGACACAAACUACUCAUUCGUCAAGAUAGAAAAUAUCACCUGUAUUCAUUAUUGUUUUAUCUAAUAACCUAGAUGCUGCGAAUAUGCAAAUUUCAGAGAUGAGAGAAGAGUAAGGUUAAGGUUGCCGGUGCGUAAUAAGUCUUUUAAGCAGGGGUACACUGCUUUCUUUCGGAGAGAUGGGGGUAGUUUAGUCUCAUGGUUCAGCCCAAUCAGUACGUAGAGAGAAUUUAAUCAAGCAUCGAAAAACCUUAUUAAAGAGUUGAAGUAGCUUUUAUGUUGUAUACUUAUAUAACUCCAAAGAUAUAUAUGCAUUCAUAUUCUGUUAGGAUAAGAGACUGACGUAUGUCUGUGUUUUGAACGAAAGUGUACUUAUCACAUAAAAUACUGCAUAGAGUUUAACAGAAA
Molecule: messenger RNA, 3640 nt
Organism: Rhopilema esculentum
Lineage: Eukaryota; Metazoa; Cnidaria; Scyphozoa; Rhizostomeae; Rhizostomatidae
Molecular function (GO): protein binding
Source: RefSeq, a predicted model, not a curated record